AUUCAGUAGUCGCGAGCAUAUCAUAGUAAAAACUUCGUCAUUACUUUCGCGCGGUGGCGCUCUGAACUCGUCUCUUUUGAUUCCCUCCUUCGAAAUUAUCUAUCAAAAAAUCAAAAAUUCUCUUGGUUUUGUUGUUUGUUUGGAAUAAAUCUCUCCCAUCAAAAUCCAAUCCUAAUUUCUCUCCUGUACGAUGCUUAGGUGGAAAUUCAAGUGAACUUAUUGGUCCAAUUGUUGGUGAAAUGGGUUUCAAUUUGGGAUCGCUGGUUGUGAGAUUGGGGCUGAAAUCAGGAUCCGAUGAAGUCCAUGUUGAUUCUAUAACUUUGUUUGUUACACUUAUUUGUGCUUGCAUUAUCAUUGGUCAUCUUCUUGAGAAGAAUCGAUGGAUGAAUGAGUCAAUUACUGCCCUUGCCAUUGGACUCUGUACUGGGGUUAUUAUACUCCUAACUACUCAAGGAAAAAGUUCACACCUUUUUCUAUUCGAUGAACAUCUUUUCUUUAUAUAUGUUCUUCCACCUAUCAUUUUUAAUGCCGGGUUCCAGGUUAAAAAGAAGCAGUUUUUUAGAAACUUUAUGACAAUCGUGUUAUUUGGUGCUGUUGGGACUUUAAUAUCCUUUAUCAUCAUAUCAGUCGGUUCAGCAAAGUUAUUCAAAAAAUUAAAUAUCGACUUCUUGGAUACAGUGGAUUAUCUAGCACUGGGGGCAAUAUUUUCUGCCACAGAUUCUGUUUGCACCUUGCAGGUGCUUGAUCAGGAAGAAACACCUUUGCUAUACAGUCUAGUCUUUGGGGAAGGUGUGGUAAAUGAUGCCACAGUUGUUGUGCUUUUCAAUGCGAUCCAGCGAUUUGACCUCUCCCACAUAACCUCAAGUAUUGCUGUGCAACUGUUUGGCAAUUUCUUAUAUUUGUUUGUUACAAGCACAUUUCUUGGGGUGGCAGUUGGAUUAGGAAGUGCUUACAUCAUAAAGAAGUUAUAUUUUGGAAGGCACUCUACUGAUCGUGAAGUUGCUCUGAUGAUUCUCAUGGCUUAUCUUUCAUAUAUUAUGGCUGAACUGUUCAAUUUAAGUGCCAUCCUCACUGUGUUUUUCUGUGGGAUUGUCAUGUCUCACUACACCUGGCAUAAUGUAACUGAAAGUUCAAGAGUCACUACCAAACAUUCUUUUGCAACAUUGUCAUUUAUUGCAGAAAUUUACAUAUUUCUCUAUGUUGGUAUGGAUGCUUUGGACAUGGAGAAGUGGAAAAUUGUGAGCAAGAGUCCUGGUACUUCAGUUGGUGUGAGUUCAAUUCUUCUUGGGCUAGUUCUGAUUGGAAGAGCUGCUUUUAUAUUCCCUUUAUCUUUUAUAUCCAACCUGACCAGGAAGUCUCAAGGUGACAAAAUUGGAUUAAAGCAGCAGGUUGUAAUAUGGUGGGCUGGGCUCAUGCGAGGAGCUGUAUCUAUGGCACUUGCUUAUAAUCAGUUUACCCAGUCAGGGCAUACCCAACUGCCUGGAAAUGCGAUCAUGAUAACCAGCACCAUCACGGUUGUUCUUUUUAGUACUGUGGUAUUCGGAUUAGUGAUCAAGCCUCUUAUAAGGCUGCUGUUACCCAAGAAACACACAAGCCAUGCUCUGCUUGCUUACUUGGACUCAAAGUCUCUUGAUUUACCUCUUAUUGCUAAUGGAAAAGAUCUAGAAUCAGAAAUGAGCGGUGAUGGUAAUCCUUCUGGUGAUAUUAUUCAUCGUCCAGCAAGCCUACGCAUGCUUCUAACCCCAACUUACACUGUCCAUUACUAUUGGCGGAAAUUCGAUGAUUCUUUCAUGCGUCCGGUGUUUGGUGGAAGAGGAUUUACGCCAUAUGUUCCUGGUUCACCAACAGAGGGGAGUCUUCACUAAUGGCAACAAGUACAGGAAAUUAGGAUAUAACGAGUAGAUAGAAUAAAGAGGGUUUUUCAUGCUUGUAAAUAGUUAGACAAAAUUGAAAAAAGUGCUAUUGAGCGCCAAAUUUGAAAACUGGAGGCUGCAUUUCCAAAGCUAACAUUUUUAAUCCUUGUGGAUUAGAGUAAUUUGCAGGUUACAAGAUUUAUAUCAAAUGAUUUUAAAAUUCCCCUUCAAAAUGUAUUUACAAAAAGUAUUUCAAAA
Molecule: messenger RNA, 2111 nt
Organism: Jatropha curcas
Lineage: Eukaryota; Viridiplantae; Streptophyta; Magnoliopsida; Malpighiales; Euphorbiaceae
Product: sodium/hydrogen exchanger 1
Biological process (GO): regulation of intracellular pH; potassium ion transmembrane transport; proton transmembrane transport
Cellular component (GO): plasma membrane
Molecular function (GO): sodium:proton antiporter activity; potassium:proton antiporter activity
Source: RefSeq, a predicted model, not a curated record